AGCUGGAGCGGAGCCUGCGGUUCCUGCAGGGGCAACACGCCGAGACCCUCCGGCAGCUCCACCAGGAGGUCGAGCUCCUCCGGCGGCAGAACCGCGGCCUUCACUACAAGCUCAUCAUGCACCCGAUGCUGCAGAAGACAGAGUUUUCUCCCAGCAUCUCACCUGCUAAGGUGACCCCAAGAAGCAGCGUGGUGGGCAAGGCAGACAGCAGCAGCUCCUGGACGGCAGAGGAGCUGAGCAAAGAAGAUUCAGAGCAGCUGGAGGAGAAGCCCACCGAGAGCGCUGGGCCUCCUCCCAAGGGAGAGGAGCGGGUGGCAGAGGCGAGCGCGGAAGGGCGGCAAGAGGAGGACAGGGCCACCGCACAGGAGGAAGCAGAGGCCCCCAGCCCAGAGCCCACGGAAGGGCCACCAGUGGGGGCUCCUGGCAGAGACGUGGAGCCUCCUGCCAAGCUUUCCAGCCGUGGGCGUCCCACGGGGAGUCCCUAUCGGCGUUUCAGAGUCACGGCUGUCUGUGACCGAGCGACGUCCCCGGUCCGCUUCCCCUCGGAGAGUCAGGACAGGAGCGGGGAGAUGAGGAUUCCGGCGGCUUCUUCCAACCCCUUCCUGGUGAACGUGCUCCCUUCCCACGUGCGGAAGCCGCCGACGCUGGAGGAGUGCGAGGUGGUCAUCCGCCAGCUGUGGAACAUCAACCACAUGCAGAUGCAGGAGCUGAUGUAUUUGAGAUCGUGCCUGGAGGACAUCCACAAGACCAGGAGGAUCCCUGAAGAGUACAUGCUCGCUGGCCACCUUGGGAGCCGGGAGAGCGGACGGUUGCCCAGGAUGAAGAACGCUCCCAAGACCUGGAUCCUCACCCCACUGCCGGCUGCGGAACGCGCUGUGCUGCCAGCCCUGAAGCAAACGUUAGGCAACGCUUUCGCCGAGCGGCAGAAGAGAACGCAGGCCGUCCAGAGAAAAAGGCUGCACCGGACGGUGCUUUAGCAACUGGGGCUGCCUUGAGCCGAACCCCUUUGCCCGGAAGGGACCUUCCUUCAGGCCCCAGAGGAGACUGGCUCGGGCAUCCCUUCCCACCUAACCGGACCCUCAGUAUCACUUCUUGUCCCCUUGCAGUGACCCCUCCUCAGUAAUGGAAUCGGAUGGCUCUUUAAGUAAAGCAGUUGGUGGUCUGUGUGUAAGAAAGGCCCCUCUGCCCCCACCAGGCUGGGGGGUCAGCAAAAUAAAUCUGUUAAAGGCCAGUGUCAUUCUGUGACCCUCUGGUCGGCAGGCUGCGGUGGAAGCGGCAGAGAUGGCCCAGAAAAAACAGAGCGAGGGAGAGAGUGCUAAACACUGGAACAAUACAUUUAUUAUUACAAUAAAACAAAUGCCUUAGUUCACAUAUGAAA
This is a messenger RNA of Pogona vitticeps (central bearded dragon), 1378 nucleotides long. Lineage: Eukaryota; Metazoa; Chordata; Lepidosauria; Squamata; Agamidae. The record is from RefSeq and is a predicted model, not a curated record.